GAAAAUGGCGUUCGUGCUGCCGAAGAAGGCGGGCGUGUCCCUCAAGCAGGUGAAGAGUGUCCUGGUCCGAUUUUGUCCCUUCGAGUCCAAUGUGGAAAGCACCAGACAUUUCCUUCAAUGCCUGUAUGUAAAGAAAGCAUACACAUCCAACCUCAACUGUAACGUGAAAACAGAUAUAAAACACGAUGGAUCUGAACCAGUAAUAGACGUUACAUUUGCCGAUGGCGACAGAUUGAUUAUGAAAGGAGCCAAUUUAACGGUUAAAGAAAUGUUAAAGGCAUUCAACUCUAGAUGUGAAACCAAAGAAUGCAUAGCAGAAGAGAAGUCUCAGAAAAAGAGUUCCUGAAAGCCAACGAAGGAACAAUAAGCAUGCUUAAUAUGAGCAUGUCAAAAUUGGCAUAGAACUUCUUCAUUCAGAAAGAUGGCAAGGACUUUACCGAUAACUGAAAGAAGUGUGGGUAGAUGUGGACAGAAGCCUGACUGGUUCUGACAGAUAGCUGAAUUAUUUCUUUAAACUUCUGGUUAUAGAUGACGUUCUAAUGUAGCUUUUGUACAAACAUCUAGUAUUGGUUCUCAAAGUUGUUCAAGUAUGUGAAGAGUCCAUUGCAUUCAAUCAUGUUUUUACCAUCCAACUGGCAAAAUGCUGUGUUUGUGUCCACACAUGCUAAUUAUUAAAGUUUUAAACAUGUA
Molecule: messenger RNA, 690 nt
Organism: Elgaria multicarinata webbii
Lineage: Eukaryota; Metazoa; Chordata; Lepidosauria; Squamata; Anguidae
Gene: MRPL53
Product: mitochondrial ribosomal protein L53
Exons: 3
Coding region: 5-346 (113 amino acids)
Cellular component (GO): mitochondrial large ribosomal subunit
Source: RefSeq, a predicted model, not a curated record